AAAAGGUGUAUGAAUAACGCACUCUUCUCAUCCUUUCCCUCCCGGCCAUUGCCGCUCUUCUGGCUCUACUCCGGCCUUCUAACUAAUUCAUCAUCUUUCUAAUUAAGGUCUCAAUUUCAUAUGAAGCGGUCAUUGUCACUCUAGUUAGGGUUUUAGUUCUUUCGCCGAUCUGAUUGAUUGGGCGGCUUUUCGAUUCAGAGUUAGUUUCUCCUGCGACAAGUUUUUUUUGUGCGAACAAGAAACAGAGACAACAAUAGUGAAAGGAUGACGCCAUCGGGUAAAGGUCAUGGGAGAAGCUUGUGGUUAAAAGCUGGAACAGAUCUGAAUUCAAGAUCAUAUGUGAUUGGUGGCAAAAGUGGAGGCUCGACAGAGAACGUGAUGAAUAAGAGGCACCAUGAGGAAGAAACUAUAGUACCGCCGACUCGUCCUCCUCCUGAACUGCCGCCGGAGUAUCAGAAACAGAUAGGAGGUUCCGGAACGUGGUUGGAAGUGGUGCUCUGGAAGAAGGAGCAAGAGUUUUAUUUUAUUGUCUUUUUGCCUUUUAAUGUCUUUGAUCAUAAUGUUUGCUUUUGCUUUUGGUAUGUUUCUUGUUGUAAGACUGUGGAUUUGGAUGUAGUGAUGAAAGGGUUGUGUUAACUGUUUUUGGCUCAUUUGUAUUCAUUAAUGGAUUAUCGAGUUAUAUUGCUUCUGUCGAGGUGAUAAACUCUUAAUCUGGUUCGAGGGAUGGCGG
This is a messenger RNA of Cuscuta epithymum, 730 nucleotides long. NCBI's taxonomy places the organism in Eukaryota, Viridiplantae, Streptophyta, Magnoliopsida, Solanales, Convolvulaceae. The record is from the annotation of a GenBank genome assembly.